GUGGAGAUGAGAGGAAAGACGCUUCUUUUACCAUCACAAACCCGGUUCAACCACUUCUAUUCUACCACAUACAAUUCACCCAUCAUCAAAUCCUAAACCUCUUCUGACGCGUUGGACUCACCGCCUUGGCCUCUGUUCGUCUCAGCAUACUGACUUCACCUCCCGCGUGUUCAAGCAGUCACUUUGCAAUCACUUGUUAUUUGCCUGGCAAAGGUCAUGAUUGUUUGGCAUGAGCUUCGAUAACCCCUCCUCCUUCGCGCACUGGCAGUCAUCCGUUGCUUCACAACCAGACAGGCAAGCCCAACCUCGACAGCAGCCUCGCGCAGUCCAAUCUCCCUGGGGACAACCUCUGUCCUCUUCCAGCUCCCGACGUGGGUUGACCCCCCUUGCGACCUCGAACUUGUCUUCGUCUUCGGCCACGGGAACGCGCAGGGACCAGGCGCUAUCUGAGUCUGACUUGUACACCUCAUCGAUCUCCCCUUCUUCGACCAACUUUCCUCCUUUACACGCCAGUCAGUCUCGCCUCGGUUCAAGGCGGGGAACACCACCUGGCUCGUCUCAUUCAAAUUCUCCCGUCAACACUCUCCAAGCUGGCGCUCACCAAGUCCAAGCAUAUUCGUCCCGCUCCGUCACAUCCCCCAGAUCAAGAACCCUCACCCCUUCUCAGUCAUUCGCCUCGGCCAGUGCGGGUCCUUUCUCGCAGUCUGGCCUUGGGGCCGGUGGAGGAGGAGUGUACAGUAGUAGGAGUGGUGCAUACUCGCCCUCUUUGACCGGGCCUGGUGUAGGUUCACCUACCGGGACAAACAUCGAACGAUCUCCUAGCAUAUCAUCCAAUCUUGGUUCAGCAACCACUGGUCCUUCGUCCCUCUCCAAAAUAUCUGCAACCCAGAUCCUUCUCCUCCUUGACACAAUCAGUGAAAGAGAAGGAAAAGCAAAGUGGGAGAACAAGGCGGAAAAGAUUAGAAAGUUGCUUGACUCGAACGGCAUGGACGUUUUCGCAUCUUACUUCAGACGGGCUGUCACGUCCAACGUGUCUGCUAUAUUUUCUGGGGCCAAGGAUUUCGAUCAAGGCAGUUACAAACUAUUGAAGCAAGAGCUCGACAAGGUUUUAUGGGACCCAGAGCAACCCUCUAAAAUCGCAGAGGCUAUAGACACUUCAAAGGAGGAUGUGUUUCGCGAUUUUGAUCUUGAGGCUUUCAUCCAACACUUCUUCUCCGACACGUUGCCUCAGGUCAUCCUUGCUAUUGCAUUUACAAAAUGUGCACGGGUUGACUUGAAAUCAAAGGCUGAGCAUUUCCUCAACGAUUUUGGUCAACACUCGCUGCGAACGCUGUCUGAUGGUCGCAACAGUACGCAGGCACUUGCUCAUGAGAAUGUGUGCUCAGUCAUCGAAUACUAUGCCCUGGCGGCUGGGACAAGAACACAACAGCAGAAAAUUGACCUUUGGACUGCGUUGUCAUCACGUUACGGCAAUGCCAAUGCAGACCAACACACCACCGUUUUAGCGUCAUCUCAACUCCUCCGAAUCAACAGCGAGGCCCGAGAAAUGGCUCGCAAUCUGCAACGCCAGGGCCCCAAGGCCUUGUCUUCGAAGCAGGCGGCUCAAGAUUUCUUAGGGUUGCUCAAUCCGACCUCGAUGACGGAAGCUGAAGUGUCUGUUGCCUUGUUAUUCCUGGUUUCUUCUGUCAACCAAUCAUUCGAUAUGAACAACUUCGUCUCUGCACUCGUAUCGAGACAACUCGAUUGGAACCUGGUUGUACAGGGAUUCGAUAUUCCGGGUUUACGAUUAAGGAGAAGUUACUUCCCCAGACUAUUCAAAGCCUUGCGAUUGAUCGCCGUUGACAAUACCGCAUUUGAUUUGCAGAAGCUAUGGGGAGGUCAAUGGCAGAACCCAGAUACUCAAUUAUCUUAUCUCGGCGGCUUUCUCGCUAGCCCUGCGACAGAAGUAGAGCCGGCAAGAAUCCCAGGUCUUCGUCAAUGUCUCUCAUUGGACAACUUCAAAAAUGCACCUGUUGAUAUGAAAAGAUCACUGGAAGCAGAACUAAAGACUCCGUACGUAUCUGCCGAUGCGUGUCAAGCGAUAUUUGAGGUUGCCCUGGGACCCAAUACUGCUCCAGAUGGCGAGGAUCGUGUGGAUAUAUUGAGCGAUGUCUAUCAGAAUCAUCCUUCCUUGUUCUUGUUAUAUCUUUCUGCAUCUGGCGCGAAACCCUGGACGCCAGAUCAAGAGAAGUUCAUCGCCGAGUGCUUUGGUUUAUUUCUCGAAAAACAGCGAGCAGAUUAUCGGGUUGUGCUCGAGACCCUGGCUGCUCAGAGCCCACCACAGUUCCUGUUCGACCUCUGCCAUCUAGUGUUCCAAGUCGACCCGCGACAUACAGAAAUGAUCUACGAUCGUGCAGAGGAAUUUGGUUGGACACAGGAAUUCCUUAAACACUGGUCAAACCCCCUGGCCCUCGACCUUGCUUGUAUCCGUGACAAGAUAGAGCCAGAGUUCGACCUUGAUCGGUACAUCUCUGAGGCUGCUGAAGGUCAUGAUAAUUUUGGUAUGAUUCUCUUCAAAUAUCUGCGUAUCAAAGCAGAUGAUGAAUUCCGGGUGCAACGUGGCGAGUCUGCUGCACAAUCGAUACCUCUGAGUUUGCGCACCGUUCACACUCUCCUCGAGAAGCUGGAAGAUCAUCUGGGCGAACGAGCUUUGAUAGAAGCAGCUCAGACCACAUGCCUCCAGACGUAUCCACGUCUGAUGAAUUAUGGAGCUGGUUUCGACGAUAUCCUGGACCGCCGCAGUCAAGAGAAAGGCAACAAACUUCCCGAGGUAAUCGACAAGCAGAUGUCAGAACUAUUCGGACGUAUGUAUCGCUCUGAGCUGUCUAUCCGCGACAUGGUAAACGAAAUGCGCAGGUUCAAGACAUCGACAGACCCUGAUCUACAAGACCUGUUCUGUUGCAUUGUUCAUGGCCUAUUCGACGAGUACGUUUGCUACAACGAAUAUCCCGAGGAUGCGUUGGAAAAGACUGCUCUACUCUUCGGAAGCAUCAUCAAGUACAAGCUAUUGCCUUCCAUACCACGGGAUUUUGGUCUCGCCUUGAUCUUGCGAGCGGUUCGUGACCAUGAUUCUGACAGUCUCAUGCAUCGAUUUGGAAUCGAGGCGCUACUCCAGAUCAGUGACCAACUAUCAGACUGGCCAGGGCUAUGCAAUCUACUCUUACAAAUACCAAAGCUGAAGCAUCCAGAAAUCUUGCAACGUGCUCAAGAAGGUCUCCAAGCACAGCAGGCGCCAGGAACCAAUGGCGUUGGAAAUGCUCCAACGAAUGGCGAACCAGCAGAUCUAGGACGUGGUUUUCGAGCACUGCACGCAGACCCACCAAAUCCCACAGCUCACUUUCUCGAUCCCGACCAAAAAGUCCAGGAGAAAAUUUUGUUCGUCAUCAACAAUCUAUCAAAGGACAACAUGUCUAGCAAAUUGGCUGAUCUGAGAGACUCUUUCAAUCCCGAGCAUUAUCAGUGGUUUGCUUCAUACCUGGUCGAACAGCGAGCGAGGCUCGAGCCCAAUAACCAAGAGAUGUAUUUCCAGUUCAUCAAUAUGGUCAAUGACAACCUCCUCACGUCCGAAGUCAUCCGCGAGACGUAUGUGAGCAUUGUUAAAUUGAUGAGUUCCGAGUCGACCAUCAACUCAACUCAGGAGAGAGGCCAUCUCAAAAAUCUUGGUGGCUGGCUAGGAUCCUUGACACUCGCCCAAAACAAACCCAUCAAGCACAAGAACAUCUAUUUCGUGGAUUUGCUCGUUGAGGGGUUCGAAACUCAACGCCUUUUGCUGGUCAUUCCCUUCACUUGUAAAGUAUUGGCUCAAGGCUCUCAAUCCUUGAUAUUUAAGCCUCCAAACCCAUGGCUUAUGGAGAUCGUUGGGGUACUGGUUGAGCUUUAUCAUUUCUCCGAGCUUAAGCUCAACUUGAAGUUUGAAAUUGAAGUGUUGUGCAAAGAUCUCAAGCUCGAUUUCAAGAAACUUGAGCCCGCGAAUGUCAUCCGCGCACGUUCACAGGCAGACGAUGAAAUUACAAAUGUCUCUGUUCUCCCCGAUGGCUUGGAGAAUUUUGAUGAGCUGUCCCUCAACAGUGGAUUGAAUCGACGUGAGCGUCUCUCGGCUGCAGAAAUCAUGGCAUCACUUCCCAGCCUUGAAGGUGUUCUGAAGUAUCCCCCAACAUCCGGCUCGCCAGCAGAUCAAGCAAUGGUCAAGAACAUUAUUUAUCGCGCUUUUGACCAAGCCAUCCAGGAGAUAAUAGCUCCUGUGGUCGAGCGAUCCAUUACAAUUGCAUCCAUCUCGACAGCACAGCUUGUUGCAAAGGACUAUGGAAUGGAGCCAGACGUGGAGAAGUAUCGUCAGGCCGCCAAGGCAAUGGUGAAAUCUUUGGCUGGCAACUUGGCCCUCGUCACAUGCAAAGAACCUUUGAGAAUGAGCAUUUCCAACUACAUUCGCCGACCAGCCCAGGACGACCUUCCCGAGCAUCUUCUCCCAGAGGGAGCAAUCUUGAUGUGCGUCAAUGAUAACCUGGACACUGCUUGUUCCUUCGUGAGGGAAGCAGCAGAGCAGCGGGCCAUGCCUGAAAUCGAGCAAGUUAUUGAACCAGAACUUGAAGAGCGUCGCCGAUUCGCUGCUGAGGGAGGAGGCAGAGAUUUCAUCCCAGCCAACACCAAUCGAUGGUCAGCUUGGAUUCCCGAACCCUACAAGCAAAGUGUCGGUGGCCUCAAUGAAGCACAACGAGCAGUCUAUGAAGAUUUUGAUCGCCGGGUGAGCGGAAUGAAUGUGAACUCCAUGCCCAAUGCGUCGUCCGAUGCUGCCAGGCAGCUACCAGAUAUAUUGCAGGAUUCGCUCGCUAUGCCAAACCUAGCGACUCCUGCUGAACAACCGGCAAUUCCUCAUCAUAGCCCACUGGUCCAGCAAGAGAGCCGUAUGCUGUCAGCCAUGCAACAGCCGCGUGUCAAUGGUUUUGCAGAAAGCCUUCCUCCACACGAACGGAUUUCUAUACUCAUUGAAGACGUGCAAAAGGCCGCGCGAGCUUCAGAAGCCUUGCGGCUCAAGGACUUGGAGAAGAACAGCUCCAUCUUCCAAGAUUUUAGACAAAUCUUGAUCGUCCUCACCUCCUCCACCCGUCCUGCUGCCGACUUACUCGCGAGACAGAUUGCAGAAAAGAUUUGCAACAUCUUUAUUUCGCAGCCUCCACAAAGCCCGCUAGAAGCAGAAGUCCUUGCUUUUCUCCUAUCGAAACUUUGCCAGCUGUCCGAGCUAAUCAUUCGGGACGUACUUAGGUGGAUGACUGCGAAUGAAGACCUGCUCCUUGCCAGCUCAAAUGUGGUUGUGGCACUUGUGACUGUUGGUCUCAUGGAGUUUGCCCGAGUCGACGUCGCCGUUGCCUCGAUCUUGAUGAGCAGGAAUACUCAUGGCUUGAAGGUUCUAUCCGACAUCCUCGACCAGACAUUGUUCGUUGACGAGCCGAUUGCACUUAGAGCUGACUUCGCGAACAGCCUCAUUGCAAUGUCAGAAUGGUUCAAAGAACAGCCGGAACUCCCGCUCGCUACGGAGAUGACCCAAAAGCUGAGGGCGCACGGAAUUCCUCAGUUUGUCAGCGUUGAUGUGUCUGACAAGGCCAAGGCCAAACAAGAUCAGAUGCGAUAUGUGUUUGAUGAGUGGGUCGGCAUGUUCGAAAACCUCGGUGUCAAUGAAGGCACAUGUGCCGCAUUCCUGAAGGAACUACACAAGGAGCAGACAAUCAAUAGCACCGAGGAUCUGACAGAGUUCUUGCGACUGUGCAUCGACUCGUGUAUCGAGUGCUACGAUCGUGAAGCACAGAGCGUGCGUGGAAGUGUUGAAGUGGCCUUCUCUCAUGCCGAUGCUCUUGCCCGUCUGAUAAUCAUGCUAGUCAAAUUCCAGGGUGACACCAACGGCGCUGUGCGCCUCAGCAAGGCGCCAUACCUUGAGACCAUUCUCACGGUCCUCGUCCUCAUACUGAAUCAUCACCAACUUAUGAGAGGCGUGGCAUUCCAUCAGCGCCUUUUCAACCGGUUGUUCGCCACUAUGCUCUACGAAUAUUCAGCUGCUCGUCUGAACACCACUCCUGAACACUCGGAGCUCAUGAUGGCCUUUGCCAAAUGUUUCAAGUCUCUGCAGCCACUCUGGUUCCCAGGUUUCAGCUAUGGAUGGUACAGCCUGGUGGUUCAUCGAGUUUUUGUUGAUGGUAUGCUUCGACCUAACAACCACGCUGGAUGGAACGCAUACCGCGAGCUCAUAGGAUUGCUGUUGCUCUACAUCUCAGAGCUCUCCAGCACCCCAGGCCUGGACUUGCUCAAUCUGGAUCUGUACAAGGGUACUCUGAGAAACGUUUUGAUCUUACUUCAUGACUAUCCAGAGUUUCUGUGCGAAAACCAUUCGUACUUCUGCUCACGAGUGUCAUAUCAGAUCCCUCAAUUGAGAAACCUCAUCCUGACGGCGAAACCCUCAGCAUAUCAUGAUCUGCCAGACCCGAUGACUCCAGGCCUCAAGAUUGAACGUCUUGACGAAAUCAAGCGGAGUCCCGUGCUCGCUUCUGACUUUGAUGCACCACUUCAACAGGAUGGAAUCAAGGCAACAAUCUUUGAUAUUCUCAGCAAGACAGUCGACAUGGAAACUGGUCUCAAACAAAUCAAGUCUUCUUUGCAAGAUCCCGAGCGCAGAACCUCGAUCAUGGCUCCUCCCAAGGCUGUGGAGAUCAUCAAUGCUCUUGUACCUUUGGUCGGACAGGAUGCCCUUACGAAUGCGCAAGCCAGAUUUGACCCGAACUCGACCCACGUCACCCUUUUGACCAAAUUCACUCUGUCUCUGGGCUUCGAAGGUCGUUAUCAAAUUUUGAAUGCGAUCGCGGACCAGAUUCGCUACCCUAGCACACAUACAGACUUCUUCUGCAAGUUGAUGCUCAAUCUUUGGGGUUCCAGCAACAGUGACGCCCAGCAAGGCGAAAUCCGGGAACAAAUCUCACGUGUCGUUUAUGAACGACUUGCCGUUGCUCGUCCACAUGUUUGGGGCAUGACCAUCUUGUUCUUGGAAUUGCAAAACAACCUGACAUAUGGCUUCUGGGAUACUGUGGCCCCCGAUUCUAAUAUGCAACAACGUUUGCAGCAAGCCAUGCGGACCAUUCACUAAACGCCAUCUGUUCAUGGACCUGGUGAAAGACUUACGCCAACACUACAGAUCUAUGAAAGGCAAUGACUGCGGUACCAUUGCCAUUAUGUAUAUGUGACGAAGCUGGAAGUAGGGGAGAAGGAGAAAAAAGUGAUUGCGGAGCUUGGGACUGCGAUUGGGAUUGAACAAUUCCUUUCUUGUACACAUUUCCUCCACGGGGUUUACAUGUGAAAUGCCGAAAGCCAGAUGGGGGCAUUUUGGUGUUCUUCACUGUGUGAAUGCAUAUGACGGAGCGAUGAUAACUCUCGGUUCGGAGCAAGGAGACACGGGGCCAUGCAUGCAUUUUUGUAGUGUUGGCUGGGACACGGAGGAAGCACGAACCAGGGCGUUAAUAUAUAGCAUGAGCGACGAUUGGAGUUUCAAGAGGGAAAAAGUGCGGAUCUUUAUUGAUUAAUUCUCAAGAGCAGAGGGGAAAAGGUUCUUCAUCAAUCACCAAGGAAGACAAAGGUCUGAUAUAUAGAUGGAUCUGAGGCCCUUGGUUGAACCCUAUGGUUGAGUUGAACCUACCAACCCCUCACUCUUAUUGUAAAUGAUGAGCCUGUUUUGUGUACCAUAGAUGGCUUUUGAAUGAUAUUAGAGCAUUAGUUUAUGA
This is a messenger RNA of Exophiala oligosperma, 7796 nucleotides long. RefSeq lists its product as uncharacterized. Gene Ontology annotation, cellular component: CCR4-NOT core complex; P-body. The record is from RefSeq and is a predicted model, not a curated record. Gene Ontology annotation, molecular function: molecular adaptor activity. The transcript has a single exon. Gene Ontology annotation, biological process: nuclear-transcribed mRNA catabolic process, deadenylation-dependent decay. The coding region runs from base 230 to 7165 and encodes 2311 amino acids. NCBI's taxonomy places the organism in Eukaryota, Fungi, Ascomycota, Eurotiomycetes, Chaetothyriales, Herpotrichiellaceae.